This is a messenger RNA of Phyllopteryx taeniolatus (common seadragon), 1728 nucleotides long. It is a transcript of the gene barx1, whose product is annotated as BARX homeobox 1. The transcript is spliced from 4 exons. Gene Ontology annotation, biological process: regulation of DNA-templated transcription. The record is from RefSeq and is a predicted model, not a curated record. Gene Ontology annotation, molecular function: DNA binding; DNA-binding transcription factor activity, RNA polymerase II-specific. NCBI's taxonomy places the organism in Eukaryota, Metazoa, Chordata, Actinopteri, Syngnathiformes, Syngnathidae. Bases 610 to 1296 code for a protein of 228 amino acids.
CUCUGCAGUAAUAAAUACGAAGUGAAAAUGUAGCGAGCCUUUGUUUUGCGAGGCUUUCGGGUGGUACAACUUGCAAGUUCGAUUUUGAUUGCGUUUGUGUACAUUCUGUUGCUGGCAGGACAAGAAGAGAAGAAGUCCAUUUUCCUGAUUGCCGUUGAAACAAAAAAGGAACACCUGCGGAGCCCCAUCAGAAUUGGACUGGACUUCAUCUUCACGUUGUCUCUGCUUGAAUUACAAAUGAAUAGGCCUACUAUUAGCGCGUAAUCGGAGCAGUUCGGAAGGGUCCCGAAAGCAAACGGCGCGAAGAGGUGGAGCCAGGCAGGCGAAAAGGCCGAAUGGCAGGCCAAUUCAUCAUCGACUCCCCACCGGUACGAAAGCCCCGUGCAUCGCGGUCCCUCCCAUCAUCGCGAAGGAUGGGUGCGUUUGCGCCUGACUGCACGCUUCAUUUGACGCGUGCGUCUGGCCCGCGCACUUAAGCUCGCGGAGGAAAAAGGGAAGAGGACCGUGCGGCUGGGUUUCUUCUUUCCCGGCGACCGAACAUGCGUUGGCUGGCAGCGCGGCGGGAAUAUGAGAGCUGCUCGAUCUAAGCCGUAGACGAGCGCAGCGAUCAUGCAGCAUCCCUUGGAAAUCGGGGCGUUUUACUGCCCUCCGGAAGUUCACGGGACGCAUCGCUACCGGAGCUUCAUGAUUGAAGAGAUCCUCACCGAUCACCCGCGGCGCAAAGUUGCGGCGCCGACGAGAGAGCUCCUCAAAUUCGGAGUACACGCGAUCCUCUCCGCGCGAGCCUUCCGUCACCAAACGGUGCUGAAGGCCGACCAGACGAGCCUGCUGAAGUUCCCCCUGUCCCCGCUCGGCUCCGCGCCGCUUUCGGCGGCUGCGAGCGCGCCAGCGCCAAACUUCCUGCUCGACCUUCACCUGCGGGGCAAACUGGAGCGGGCGUCUGACGGAACCGGCAAAAGCAAGAAGGGCCGCAGGAGCCGAACCGUGUUCACCGAACUGCAGUUGAUGGGCCUGGAAAAACGCUUCGAGAAGCAAAAGUAUUUGUCCACCCCCGACAGGAUAGACCUGGCCGAGUCUUUGGGUCUGAGUCAACUCCAAGUCAAAACGUGGUAUCAGAACAGACGGAUGAAAUGGAAGAAAAUGGUGCUGCAGGGAGGAGGCCUCGAGUCGCCGACCAAACCCAAAGGCCGUCCGAAGAAGAACUCGAUCCCGAGCGGUGAGCAACUGUCCAAGCCGGCAUCGCCCUGUGCCCCCGAAUAUCAGUCCCGAGGCGUGGAGGAGGAGCGCCUUAAUUGACUAACCCGUCGAGCAACGACGGGGAUGAACGGCGGUUCCGCUCGCUGGACUUUUGCCGCAAGCUUUCUGAACGAACAAGCGGCGCUGUAGAAAAAAAAAAAAGAAGGAUAUUUUAAAUCGCAGCCUCGACGAAGCGGCUGCAUUUUGACCUUUUCUACUUGGUGCAUUUCAUCUGUGUAUGUUAUGAAUCCUUAUUAAAUCUAUUUUCACUAAUACAAUCCCUCGAUUUCUUUUGCGCGAAGCCUAUAGCUUGGGCGCGGACCACCCUGGACCAAUAGAAGCACGAGCAUUCACAAUUCCGAGUGUUUCGUUGAAGUCAGGAGCCCGUUUUGGGGGAGGAGGUCGCAAACCCACGCGGGGACCGUCCGAUACACGCUCAAUUGAUCAACGUCUUCGGAAUCCGCAUAAAUGGUUGCGUUCCUUUCAUUCAAG